AUGGCCGUCCCGUGCGCCUUGAUCGCCAGCUGCGCCGCGGGCUUCCCCGGGGAGGAGCUGGCGAAACGAGGAGGAGGAGGAGAAGAGCUUGCUGAGCAUAUUGCCGCAGAGAGCGGAGCCCGGUUGUACCCCUGGACGAUAGACAAUAAGUAUUACUCGGCUGCCAUCCAUCUCUGCGUGGUGGCAAAUGUGUUUCAGGUGUCGGCGGAAAUUGCAGAGUCCAUUCAGGCUUUCCUGGUUUACUUCGACAGCACCACAGUAUCGGGGCUGGAUGCUGCCUCUCAGUGGCUUCCUCUUAUAGAAGACUGGCUACCAGAAGUGAUGAUCUUGGUCUGUGACAGAGUCUCUGAAAAUGGUGUCCCCCGGCAGAAGGCCCAAGAGUGGUGCAUCCAGCACAGCUUUGAGUUGGUGGAGCUCAGCCCAGAGGAGCUUCCGGAUGAGGAAGACGAUUUCCCAGAAUCUACAGGAGUGAAACGAAUCAUCCAGGCCUUGAAUGCCAACGUCUGGUCAAACGUGGUGAUGAAAAACGAGGCAAGCCACAGCUUUGGCCUUUUCCCAGCCUUAGCAGGGGCAGAUCGCAGGAUCGGGUCAGAAGAGAACAAAGCUCCAGAAGCCAACUGUUUGCCGCCGGCCGAGAGGGCCCAAGCUGUGGUGGAUUCAGAAGCUGUGGCUCCUGCGGAUGGAGCCCAGGGUGACCCCAUUGCUGACCCAGCGCUGGACACGGACAUUCAGGAGCUUGCUAGCCUCACCGCAGGAGAAGGAGACAUUGAGAACUUUGAGCGACUCUUCUCCAAGCUGAAGGAAAUGAAAGAAAAGGCUGCCACUCUGCCUCGCGAACAAAGAAAGCUGCAUGCCGAAAAGGUUACCAAAGCCUUCUGGAUGGCCAUCGGGGGAGACCAGGAUGAGAUCGAAGGCUCAUCUUCCGACGAGGGCAACUAAGGAUGGGGGUUUGCAGACUGGAACGGGACUCUGGUUUUGAACGUGCGACAGUGGUUGGCUGCCACCACGAGACUUAGUUCAUUCCUGUCCUUCAGCAUUGAAAAGUAGCUGCCUCCGUUGUCCCCUUGUCUGGACUUACCAAGGGGAUUGUGGACCUUCAAGUGAACAGAGCCUGUUCUCAGUUAAAGGAGAAGCUGCACCGUGUCUUUGCAGCUGCUGCUUUGGGAUAGACCAAGCAUGGUUCCAUUGCCUUCUACCUUGUCUUCAUAUCAAAAUACAGACUGAAAUCUGGAGGGGAAUGUUUGUAGAAAGUUAUCUGUUAGUUUAGGAAUCUUGAUGUCCCUAGACCCUUAAAAGGGGAGAAAUGCU
Protobothrops mucrosquamatus (brown spotted pit viper) is the source of this 1308-nucleotide messenger RNA. RefSeq names its product alpha and gamma adaptin binding protein (gene AAGAB). The transcript has 10 exons. The coding region runs from base 1 to 939 and encodes 312 amino acids. Lineage: Eukaryota; Metazoa; Chordata; Lepidosauria; Squamata; Viperidae. The record is from RefSeq and is a predicted model, not a curated record.